Molecule: messenger RNA, 4832 nt
Organism: Ahaetulla prasina
Lineage: Eukaryota; Metazoa; Chordata; Lepidosauria; Squamata; Colubridae
Product: GDNF family receptor alpha-4-like
Exons: 8
Coding region: 354-1640 (428 amino acids)
Biological process (GO): nervous system development
Cellular component (GO): external side of plasma membrane; signaling receptor complex
Molecular function (GO): signaling receptor activity
Source: RefSeq, a predicted model, not a curated record
CUCAGCCCCGACUGGAAAGAUAUACAAGGGAACUGGCAGUUGCCCUCGCAGAAUCUGCGCGCGAGGUUGUCGCCUUCCCCUCCUCCCCUCGCACCCCAGUCCUCUCUCCCGCCGUUUGUCCGUUGCUCGCGCGCUCCCUCAGAGCGGUGGCUGUUCCCUCGAGCGUCCCUCGUGCGCGCUGGCGGCGACGCCUAGCUCCGAAGAGGAAAGUCGUCGCGAAAGCGGGACGAAAAGAAGCGGUUGGGCUGCCCGGGCUUCGCCGAACCCAAGAGGGCACGUCAGCUCUCCUUCGCAGACUGUUUGGGAGCGGAACGACAACUACCCUCACGACGUCUCUUUCGCGUCCCUUCGCCAUGGGGUUCCCCCUGCUGCUGGGUCUGCUGCUUUCCCGCGCCGGAGGAUUCCAAGUUAUGUCCUUUGAGCAGCCAAACAACUGUCUAACAGCUGAGACCCUUUGUCUAGCUGAGCCUUCCUGCAGUGCCACCUAUCAAAUCCUGCAAAACUGUUCCCAGCAUCUUUCUAAGAACAGUUACAUCUCUCUCUACCAUGAAGCCAAGAACAGAUGCACAGAGGCCCAAAUAAAGAUGAGACAUAGUCAUUUUCAGCACUGCAGAUGUCAUCAACGUGCACAGAAGAAGGAAGAGCGUUGCUUGCAAAUCUACCGGGCUGUUUAUUCAACUUUAACACAAGAUGACUUUCAUUUGGAGGUGCUUCCCCAUAGGGAUAUAGCAAACAAAGAAGCUAUGAAGAUAAAAUACAACAAGCUGGCAACUCGUGUCUCAGGUUCCCAUAGAACCAAAGAUAACCUAAAUUCCUGCGUGCUUGCUGCUAAUACUUGCCAAUUGGACCGCAAAUGCAUGCGUCAGCGCUCACAGUAUGCUGAGGCCUGCACUAGAGGAUACCCCUGUGACCAACGCACAUGCCACCGAAAUCUGAGACACUUCUUUGAGAAAAUUGGUGUGGAUUUCACCAAGAGGCUCCUGUUUUGUCCUUGCCAAGAUGAAGCUUGUGGGGAACGACGCCGGCAAACCAUUGUCCCACAUUGUUCUUUCCUCAGCAGCAGUAAGCCCAAUUGCCUUUUCUUGCUGGAUGCCUGCUUCAAGGAUAAUAUCUGCAGAUCUCGGCUGGCUGGUUUCCAAGAAAAAUGCAAAUCGUUACAGACAUUCACAGAUGGCUGUUCUCCACUGAAUUAUGCAGCAUGCCUGCAGGCUUACAUGAAGAUGAUUGGUACAUCUUUGACCCCCAAUUAUGUGAGCAAUUCCAGUACUGAAAUCACACUUUGGUGUUCCUGUACAAACAGUGGCAAUCAUAAAGAGGACUGUGAUCAAAUCCUUAACUUAUUUUCCAGCAAUAAGUGUCUCAAUAAUGCAAUCCAAGCUGAAAUGAAUCUUGGCCAAAAGAAUAAGGAGGUACAGGACCAGUCGCAAUUCACCCCUUCCUUAGACAUUCAAGGAGAUGGCACCAGCACAAUGUUCACUGAAAAACUGUAUCAGGAACCUGAAGUGAAAGAGGUGAAGGAAGAUUCAGAAAUUCUUACCCUCAACCAAAAAUCAGCCGAAAAUUCUGAAUAUCCCAGAGCUCAGUUUUCCUCACUCAUCUUGAUCUUAACCUUAGUCUUCUUAUUUCUUGGCCCACCUUAACCUAAUCUGAAUUUCAUUGCUACUAUUGUAUAUUUCCUUGAGAAGGGGAAACUGACUUGUUUCAUGCAGAGAGGAAGCAUUAGUCCCUGCAUAUUUGUUUAACCUUCUAUCAGCACAGUGGCCCUUUGACUCAUUUUUGUACACAGUUGCAAUAGAAAGCAGUGGGAGAUGACGGGGAGUUCAGAUUACCUCCCCGUCUUGAGAGAAAAGCAAGCAGAUAGGAGAUUCUAGGGAACUAGUUUUUAAAAUCUACAUCAGGGUAAAAUUUUUAUAUUCCAAGAUAUCCUCUUUAAGAAGACAAAGAAAAACUGGUUCACCCUUAGUCUGUUAAAUGAUGUACAAUUUCUGGCCAAAGAAAAACCCCAACAUCUGGAUUGUUUUCAGGACUAUGUUGUAGAAUAGUCUUUUUUUUUUAAUUAGCCAAGGCAAAAAUAUUAUGUUAAGGGCAUGAUACUGAACUGUAGCCUCUGUACAUGGUUUCUUGUUUGCCUAACUAAUCUUAAUGUGUUAAUUAUUCAGGGGAAAUUUAAAUCACCGAGCCAAGAUGGAUUUAUGUAUUUUUUUCAAUAAAAUGGAUCUUUCUUAGCAAUAGCUACAAAGUCCAGAUUUUCACAAGAGUUGGCACGCAAGCUAAGAUUUUCUGCACAACAGAUUCCUAGAUGCAUCAAAUGUUGCUUGCCAUAAGUUAGCAUCCCCUUACAUAUCUUCCUGUACAUUGUGUAGAAUUAAAAGUUAUCCAUGAUCUGACAAUUGUGGGUGUAGAAACUGUGAUAUUAUAUGUUGUUCUUUUAAACUGCGAUGGUAUGUUGUUAAUGCUGUUACUUAUUUACAUUACUUAUAUGGACACUGCCAUGAGAAACCUUCAAGUUUUGAAAGAACUAUCAAGUAAAUACAGUAGUUCUUCACUGCAUCUCUUUCCUUCUUAUUCUAAAGAACUGGAAUGUUGUGGCUAUGAAGUUGCCUGCCAUAUGUUCAAGGAUUAAGACUGUGCUGCAUUCCAUAGUGGUGGUUAUUCUAAAACAAAGUUGUAACACAACAUAUAAUUGUAAUAAUUGUAAUAAGUGCAUGUUGUGCACUUUUUUAUUGUGGCAUAGGUUUUGUCUUUGGAACAGUGAAGUAUGUGAAGCUUCAUUUUCAUUUACUGUAUACUUAGUAUAAAAAAAUGGAGGCCUUAUUUGCACGGAUUCCUACACCAUUCUGCAAUAACAAUGGCAUCUAUUAUGGAAAUUAUAAAAGGAAUUGUCCCCCGUUUUUAAAUUUGCAAUUAUAUUUGUAAAAAAAAAUUGGAAGCAUGGCUUAUUUUUUAAAAAAAGGCAAGAAAUAAUAAGAUCAGAAGGAAUAUAACAAUAUUAAAUCUUAACAAUUUUUUAAAACAAAUUUGACUGUUUGUAAAAUAAAACAUUAUAGACUGGAAUUAAGCAUUUGGACUUUUGUAUAAAUUCUGAAGAUGGGGAGCUACAGAAUUCAUUUAGAUAAAGUUAAUAAUUUUGCAAUACUAGGAAUAGUCUACAAUUUCCAUCAAGAAGACAUGACAAAAAUGCAAAGUAUUGGCAAGCCCUAAAAUUAAACUUUGUAAUAAGUAAAAAGGUAAAGAUAAUUUUAAAAAAAUCAUAGCAUUGUUUUCCAUGAUUGACUUUCUGCAGUUAUUACAUUGAUAAUAGAUUUACAAGAGCUAGAGUUACAACAGCGCAAUUAGAAAACUGAACAUCCAUAAUAUAAUGAAUUAAAAAGUAAACUAUAGGUUUUCAAGGGUGUGGUCCGGGUAUAGCAUCCAUAUAUAUCAACAGAACUUUGAUGAACUUUCUUUUGUUCACUUGGGCUGCACAUUUAGGCUUCUCUCUCCUUUCUCUAGAUCAGCGGUCACCAACUGGUGGUCGGUGGACCACUUGUGGUCUGCGAGAAAAUUUUGGUGGUCUGCAAAAAUUUUUUGGCAUCUUUUAUAUUGCACUAAAUCAGGGGUCCUCAACUAUGGCCCCUGGGACAGAUAUGUGCAAUGAACAUUUGUGUUGCUGCAAAGAGUCUCCUCCUUUGAGGUCUUUUUGUGUGGGUCGGAGGGGGCCAGAAAUUCCGACUCGGGGUCUGCUUUGGCCUCCUGGUGUGGGGCUUUGAGUGAAGGCUGGAGAGAAGCGCCGCUGGUGGUGAAGAGCCGGAGGGCCUUGUUCCAAUGGGACUGCCUCAUGGCCUGGAACUGACUGACCAUUUCAGCCCGCCGAGCCUCCAGGUGCUGGUACCUGGCCUUGCACUCCUGCAGGUCUUCCCUCUGCUUGGAAAGCCUCAGUGAGGUGUUUCUGCUGAGCCUCCUCGAUCAGAGUCAAUUUGAACUGAGCUGUUUUGCCAACUCUUUCUCAUGGUGGCUAUUUAGCUCCAACAACUGCUUCCUGUUGGGGCCUUAAGGAGCCUGGGCAGGCAGGCAAGGAGUGGCUGGGAGGGGAUGGGUGAGUAGAGGCUAGCUAGGCACCCCAUGACAUGAGUGACAUCGAGUUGGCCAUGACCACCCAGUCACAUGACCAACUAGCCACUCCCACCCAGCUGGUCAUUAGGCAGAUCGUAUUAGUGGUCUGUGGGAUUUAAAAUUAUGAAUUUAGUGGUCCCUGAGGUCUGAAAGGUUGGGGACUCCUGCUCUAGAUAGGAAGAGAAUGUCCCAAUCAUUCCACAGGCCUCAUACACUUCCUAUCUAUUUGGUAAGUGGGAGAACAAGAUAUUGAAAGGUGUAGUAUUAUGACUACCAAGGUCAAGGUCUAUUAACCAUGGCAACUUUUAAGUUACAUGGAUUUCAACUUCCAGAAAUUCUAAUGACUGGAGAAUUCUGGGAAUUGAAGUUCAUAGAUCUUAAAGAUGCCAUGGUUCAGGAACAUUGGCCUGGGACAUACCAGUGAACAUUUUUAGCUAAAGUAUUGUUCCUCCUCUGUUUACUUAUAUAGUUAUAAUACUUACUUCAUACUUAUUAUAUGGUUAUAUUGAUUUUAUUUCAUAUAAUAUUGAAUACAUCAGCAACUCCCAUGCCUCUCCUAAAAGGAGAAACUGGAGAACACUAGACAUUCCUAAAACGUUAUCAAAUGUCUAUAGUAUAUUGUCUAGGUCUCUUGGCAAACAUAAAAGAAGUGAGAGUAUUCUGAAUUUCUGUAAUAAAAAUUCCAAUAUCUUGUACAUGUGAUUCAGCUUAUAAUGUCAAAAAUAAAGUUUACUUUACAA